Molecule: messenger RNA, 288 nt
Organism: Cylindrotheca closterium
Lineage: Eukaryota; Bacillariophyta; Bacillariophyceae; Bacillariales; Bacillariaceae
Source: the annotation of a GenBank genome assembly
AUGCACAUCCAAGGCGAUUUGGAAAAGGCGAUGCACCUUUUCCAAGGGGCGUUGGAUAUUUACAGGGAAGCCAGUUAUGUUCACGAUCAAGAUGCGGCAGACACCUACGAGAAUAUUUCGAAUGUCAAAUUGGAUCAGGGUUUUCUGCAAGACGGCAUUGAUGCGAAUGCAGAAGCCCUCAAGAUUCGUCGAAGAACCCUUGGGGACGAUCAUGCUGACACGAUUCGGAGUAUGGAAGCGCAUAGGUCUUUGCUGAAACGUCUCUUGGUGGAGAAUCCUCGGAACUAA